GCGGGGGCGGAGGCAGGCGGGGCAGUCGAGGACCCGGCUCUGGCAGGCUCCGAGGGUCCGGCCGGCUGUAAUUCCCCCCUAAUCCCCGGCACGGCGGCGCUUCCCCGGCCGAGCCAUGUCUGCGGCGUCCCCGCCAUGCAGAGCCUAGCGGGGAGCGCGAGGGCGGGCGGCCGGGAGCCGCACAAAAUGAAGACGCUGAUGCGCCAGGGGCUGGCCGUGUGCUUGGCGCUCACCACCAUGUGCACCAGCUUGCUGCUCAUGUACGGCGGCAUCGGCGGCGGGGGCCACCCGGAGCCGCGGCGGCGGCAGCAGCAGGUGGCGGCGGCGGAGCCCAGCCGGCCGCCGGGACGCGGCCAGCACCGCCCGGCGCCCCCCGGCGGGCCCGGCCUCCUGGAGGGCUACAUCAGCGUCCUGGAGCACAAGCCUUUAAAAAUGCACUGCAAGAGUUGUGCAUUGGUAACCAGUUCUGGACACCUUCUGGGAAGUAAACAAGGUGACAAAAUCGACCAGACAGAGUGUGUAAUACGAAUGAACGAUGCACCUACUCGAGGUUACGGAAAAGAUGUGGGAAACAAAACAAGCCUUCGAGUCAUUGCACACUCUAGCAUUCAGAGGAUUUUACGAAAUCGCAACGAACUCUUAAAUAUGAGCCAUGGAGCUGUAUUUAUCUUCUGGGGUCCUAGCAGCUACAUGAGGAGAGAUGGAAAAGGCUUGGUGUAUAACAACCUGCAGCUGAUGAAUCAGAUACUGCCUCAAUUAAAAGCAUAUAUGAUUUCUCGCCACAAGAUGCUUCAAUUUGAUGACCUUUUUAAACGGGAAACCGGGAAAGACAGGAAGAUAUCCAACACUUGGCUUAGCACGGGCUGGUUCACAAUGACUAUCGCAUUAGAGCUGUGUGACAGGAUAAAUGUUUAUGGCAUGGUGCCACCGGAUUUCUGCAGGGAUCCUAAUCAUCUUUCAGUACCUUAUCAUUAUUAUGAACCUUUGGGACCUGAUGAAUGCACAAUGUACAUUUCCCAUGAGCGGGGCCGAAAGGGCAGCCAUCAUCGUUUCAUCACAGAGAAACGAGUGUUUGAGAACUGGGCACGGACAUUCAAUAUUCACUUUUUCCAACCAGACUGGAAACCAGAACCACUUACUGUAAAUCACCCUGAGAUUAAAAUGGUGGGCUGAAGGAUGAACACAGAAGACUGCAAUCACAGUCACCUACUGUAUCAGCUUUCAGGGU
Molecule: messenger RNA, 1228 nt
Organism: Dromaius novaehollandiae (emu)
Lineage: Eukaryota; Metazoa; Chordata; Aves; Casuariiformes; Dromaiidae
Gene: ST6GALNAC5
Product: ST6 N-acetylgalactosaminide alpha-2,6-sialyltransferase 5
Exons: 5
Coding region: 136-1173 (345 amino acids)
Biological process (GO): ganglioside biosynthetic process; oligosaccharide metabolic process
Molecular function (GO): alpha-N-acetylgalactosaminide alpha-2,6-sialyltransferase activity
Source: RefSeq, a predicted model, not a curated record